AUGAACGCACCGGUGGUCCUCCGCGGCAAGGAAAACUACAAAAAGUGGGACACAUCUAUCCGUCAACACCUUUCUGACAAGGGCCUGCUGGUUAUAAUCAUCUGCGACGAAUUGGACCCUGCUACGGGCGGUCCUGCGCUGGUACAAAGUCUCAAGGUCUGUAGUGAAGCUUACAACUUCAUUCUCAACUCGAUUGACGAUACCAUUCUUCUUGCUCUGAGCGCCCACGGGCUCAUUCACGAACGUGGUUAUCCCUGGCGCCUCUUUCAAGCAGCCAGUAGCCUUUUCAGAAGGGACCACAGGUUCAUCGCUAGCACCAUCACUAAACUUACCCAAGCCAAGUUCAGUGACUUUACCAGCAUGGAGGUCUUCCUGUCUUACUUCCACCUGGGUAGGAUCUGCCUUGAAGAGGACAGCACUUCGCAAACUGUCUCCCUGCUCUUGCUCAACGCUAUCGAAGAUCGACACGGUGAAGUCUACCGCACCCACAAAUAUCGGCAGACGUUGAUCUGGGACGAUCUCGUUGCGGAUCUACGAGCAGUCGACCGCCAAGAGAAGCAAGAUUCCAAGCUUUCUGGUUAG
This is a messenger RNA of Colletotrichum higginsianum IMI 349063, 582 nucleotides long. RefSeq lists its product as uncharacterized. Lineage: Eukaryota; Fungi; Ascomycota; Sordariomycetes; Glomerellales; Glomerellaceae. The transcript has a single exon. The record is from RefSeq and is a predicted model, not a curated record. Bases 1 to 582 code for a protein of 193 amino acids.